AAGGUUAAUACGUUCGAAACACAGAAGUACAUCAAUCUACAUUUUAUCUUCAAAUUCAUUGCAUUAGUUGAUAUAGAUUUUGUUGGAAAUAUGAAGGGGUUUUUCUUUGUUGCUGCUUUGUUAGUCGGCUUGACCUACGCCCAAGAAAAUGGAAACAGACCAGUUUUGAAAAGGGUGACUCGCAAAGCGAUUAGAAACAUGAGAGGUGCUCUUCUAAAGCAAAUCGAAGCUAAGAUCAUAUCGAAUUGCGAAGCAAACGGCUUGACCGACUGCGGUGCUAACCAUUUACAGGAAACCUUCAAUAAAAUGAGAAGCUGUUUGGAAACCAAAAUCAUGUAUUCUGUGCCGAAAGACGAGUACAUCCAGCACUUGGAGUCCUGCGGCAAAGACGCUGUUCGUGAAACCGAAAACUGCUUGAGAAGCGACCAACGGUACUUCCCCAAAUUCGUCUUAGAUUUGGUCAAGUCCUUGGUUAAUUUCAUGUACGAUGACAAAUCCGCACUGGCCUCCUGGGAAAUGACUGCUUGCCUUAGGAAAUUCGAUAACUUCGACGUACGAAGAGAUUACUUUAGUUGUAUGGUGCUCGCUUCCAUUCGGACUCACGACACGCAGGAAAUACCGCACUCGAAAGGCGAUUUUUGCGACAAAUUUGUGGCAGCCGCAAAGUGCUACCCCAGAACCGUGAACAAGUAUUGCGAUCACAACUGCAACGUCAAUAAAAUCAUCUCGGAUUACUCAAAAUAUUUGGCGAUCCCCUGCGAGAUCAAAGAAUAG
Phyllotreta striolata is the source of this 774-nucleotide messenger RNA. The record is from the annotation of a GenBank genome assembly. NCBI's taxonomy places the organism in Eukaryota, Metazoa, Arthropoda, Insecta, Coleoptera, Chrysomelidae.